GGAACUCCCCGCAAUCACGGCGCAGGAAGGACGCCCCAGACUGUCUCUCCAUCGGUUACUUCUCGCCGUCCUCGCCACGGCCGUUUUUCACGGGCCUAUCGUCAUCCACGUGCGACCUGGACACGCUGGAUCACAAAGAACACGAUUACAGCAACUGGAUGGUCAGGCCGUUCCCGGCGACGGCAGACGAUGAGACUUGUGUUGCCGACGAUGAACUCAGCGGGUGCAAUGACGACGACGAGGAAGACCUGCGCAAGGUGAAGACGAAAUCCUUAAAGAAAUGGAAGUCUGCCGAUGACAUCAUUAGAAGUGGAAGCAUUGUUGACAGGUGAGUCUGGCAUUUGGAACACUCCCCCACUAUCCCUUAUCCUCAGAAAGACGUCAAUUUUGGCCAGUUUCAUGAAAACACCGAUAAAGAUGAUUGAAAUUUGUUCAUUACAAAAUCCUAGUCUAUCAAAAUAAUUUGUUUAAAAUUCUAACUUAUAAAAUUUGAUGUAAAUUUUCUUAGUGGGUCAAAACAAAUUAUUCGUCUUAGAUAAACUGGUACACAUUAUUUCUACAGUAAAAUUUUUUAAAAAGUUAAUACCAAUUGUAACAAAAUAAUGUUUAAAUAUCAUCUCAACUGUCUUUAUUUCCUAUCAGCAUACUAGUGUCACUAAAUACAUUUAUUUAUUCUGUAGCUUACAAUCACUGUUGAAAAGAAAUGUGUCCUCCCUGCAUCAAAGACUUUCAAUCCGUAAAUAAUAUGGUGGGUUAAAGAUAUUUUAAUUGUUUGCAUUAUAAAAAUGUGUUUCCUCGCUAUUCUCUAAGGUCCAUGAUACUGGCAAAGAGACGGCGUUUGCGCAUGCGUGAUAGAACAUCGAAACCACUUGUAUUCUCUUCCACUGAGACCGACGAAGGGGAAGCCCCGAAACCGGCAGUCCGCCACAAACUUCUCCCGGCUGACCCCAAGAGCAACAAACAUUAUGUGAAGAACCCCAACGUUGGUAAACGCCAAUCAGCCAACCCGCAACUCAACCACACGGACUCAGGCCAUGACAGUGACACACUCUCCCCGUGCUCUAGCCCCUACCGCAAGGUGGUCAUAGGCUCGGUGCUGGACAGACAGGCCAGUGCGCCAGAGCAGUCCAGCAGCAGCAAACGGCAGACCAGCGUGUUCAAGAAGCCGUGGGAGAACAGACUUCAGAACUUGCAGUGGGUCAGAAAGUCAAGGGUAAAUGAGGAUAUUCAAGUGGGGUCAAGGUCUUCUUUAGUUUAACAUUCAAAUGUGUGAGACUUAGUCUGACAUCGCUAUUUACUGACUGACUGACAUAGGUUGAUAUAAUGC
Molecule: messenger RNA, 1327 nt
Organism: Lymnaea stagnalis (great pond snail)
Lineage: Eukaryota; Metazoa; Mollusca; Gastropoda; Lymnaeidae
Source: the annotation of a GenBank genome assembly